UACUGAAGGCACGUAAGUACCGUCGCCCACCCAAAAUGGCGAGAAGGUGAAAAAGCCUAUCCCUGUUUGUGAAGUUAUAUUUUCUUUGUUGCAUGAAGGCAGCAAAGAUAAUAGGGAGGAGUUCUCGACGUGAAUUGAUAUACAGGUUUUCACAAUAUGAAGAACUCGUUGCGAUGAGUUUUUCAAGAAGUACUUUUUGAAUCGUAACUUCUUGUCGGCACAUCUUUUGUGGAAAUUUCAAAGGGUAAAUUAAGUCAUCAUGAGAGAGUACAAAGUGGUUGUUUUGGGAAGCGGUGGCGUUGGUAAGAGUGCAUUAACAGUAAAGUUUGUGUCCGGAACUUUCAUGGAAAAGUAUGAUCCAACUAUUGAGGAUUUUUACAGGAAGGAGAUAGAAGUCGAUUCGGCUCCUUCAGUGUUGGAGAUUUUGGACACUGCAGGAACGGAACAGUUUGCGUCUAUGAGAGAUUUAUACAUUAAAAAUGGCCAGGGGUUUGUCAUUGUUUACAGUAUCACAAGUCUCCAGACAUUUCAAGACAUAAAGACUAUGAAAGAACAAAUAAUUCGAGUCAAGGGGAUAGAAAAUAUACCCAUGAUAUUAGUUGGAAACAAAGCUGACUUAGAACACCAGCGUGAGGUUCCACGCUCUGAAGGAGAGGCACUUGGACAAAUGUGGGGGUGUCCGUUUCUGGAGACAUCUGCUAAAAUUACUCAAAAUGUGAAUGAGAUCUUUAUUGAAAUUGUUCGAGAAAUGAACACAAGUCCAGUGAAGGAAAAAGGAAAGUGUUGUAAUUGUGUGAUUUUGUGAAAAAGGUAGAUGAUAGUUGACCAAUGACAACCAGAAUCAAACAAUAUAAUCCUGCCUGACUGUUUCAUGUUGCCUGGAUAAGUGCUUUUCGUUACCCCAAUGAUGAAACAAUCAGCUGUGUUCAUUCUGUAUAACCAUGGUGACAUUGUACAUGCAUCUACCAACCAGGCAGGAAAAUGCAUACAGCACUCAAGUUUCUCUCUAUACUCCUAAGUGUAUUAUGAUGGACAAUAUUGUGCCUGUAGGCUUCUGAAGAAAACAAAAAAUGUUAUUCAGAAUGCAUUAAAUCCAGGAAUAGAGGAUUUAUAUGAUAUUGAGAAAUUGUUUAAUUUAGAUAUACACGUAUACAGCACAUGCUUGGAACAUUGAUUGUUAAAAAAUGGAUGGCCUAUGAUAUGCAGUGUAUGUACAAUUUACUUCUUUUGUUCAAGUGCAAUUAAUAAUUUCUUAUUCUGGUAGUUAAACCCUGGACAAUACCCUGUAGAUCCUGUGGUAGUUGUGAUGAUGUACAUGGAAAUUCAACCAUUGGAAAACCACAUAUGUUUUGAUCAAACCAUUUCAUAUAAGUAAUGGGGGCUGAGUAUUCUUUAUCACUAAUGUGGAAGAUAUUGUCAAGCUUCCAUACUUUCUAUUUUGAUUUUGUAUGAUAUGUGAAAUUAGUCAAUACCGAACACCAGUUUAUGUGAUUGUUUUAAAGUCCACUUCAAUGUGAUUUCAGGAGCAGAAAUAUUUUUAGUAUAUUAGUGAAAUUUAUUUUUUAUUCUGUCAAAGAAUAUAUUGACAAUUAGAAUAUCUCAUUAUUCCGUUAAUGCACAGUACACAUUAAAACAAUUAUUUUUAAAACCCAAAUUAUUCACCUGUAAUCUCUAACCUGCCUCCCCUAUGAACCCCUCCCCCCAAAAAACAUCCAGAGACUUUUCUUUUGAUACACAUAUUGAUGACAUAGUUGAACUAUAUGACUACCAUGUAUAUUUCCAGUCUAAUUGGCAAUACCUUAUUCUCAAAUAGUACAUCUGUAUUGAAUUUGAGUAUUUGGUUUGUCUUCUGAGAUGAUAUCCAACAAAUUUAAUACAUGUAUAUAACAUUACAAAUUUAUUACACACAAAUGAAUUUUUGAAAUGGAAUAUCAAAAUCUGUGACCUUUCUGGCCAAAAUGUAAACAUACCAAAAAUACUUUGUAGUAAAAUUAGAUUUUUCUGAACAUCAAUUAAUGAGGUGUUAACAAUCAAUGAUGAUGAUGAAGAUAGAUUGUGAACGUUUUCUCUCUGAACACUGCAUGGGAAGGUCUUUAGAUAUUCUAUUGUGAAAUUUAUUAUACCAGAAUUAAAAUGAUAAUAUAUAUACAUGUACAUACGUAAGGUAACGGUAUGUAUACAAUAUAUAUAGUGUAUAGUUACAGGCUUUAAGGAAACUGGGAAUGUUAAUUUAUUAUCUAAGUAAACUUUAGAGAACUUGGAAUUAGUGAAUAGAGAAGCCCUAGUUCCAUUCUGUAUGGAAAUCCUGAAAAUGAAGUAGUAUUAUAAACAGUUCUUUUUAUGUGAAGGAGGUAAUUUCAGCUGGUUUUGUAGUACGGCGCUGAGGAUACAGCAUGCAUAUUAAUGAUGGCUUCAUUUACUAUCGUGGCUACUUAUGUAGUUUCUUUUCCCUCCAAAGCGACGUCUGUUGUUAAUUUUGAGAUCUGGUGGGUUGCAUACACUUGUCAAUAUGUAACAACUUACUACGUGUACUCCGUGACAUUUUGUAUAAGUAGCGUGGUUGAAAAUGGGUUACUGCAUAUUUUUUCGCACGCCCUCCUUCUUUAUUUAUAUUACAGCUACAAUAAGCAAUUUUUGAUCUAUCAACGAAAACUUUGUAUCGUAAUUUUUUCUUCUUCACAUUUUGAAGUACAUUAUUAAUUUACGAAGCUUUUCCGGAAUUGUUACGAGUUUAUGGUUUCGAUUUAUUCCCCUUUGAACAUCUUUCUUGAGAGAUGAACCCCCCUCCCCGUUGGAAUUGCACGAUAGCACUUAAAUACAGAAAGUCUGUAACAUUUUGUGUCAUUGAAUUACAUAAUUAGUAAGGACUCAUUUACAAACUACUUAAGUUUAAAAUAGGGAAGAACUCUAAAUCGGAAGUGUUUGUUAUGAUGUGUAUUGCAAUAUAGUACUGUAUUUUGUUGCCCUUUUAGUCUGUGAUGGUAAAAGACAAAAACAAAACCAGAAGAUUUUUGUGACAAAAAAAUAUAUAAUAUUGAUAUUUUAAAAAUGUUAUUGACUUGAUUUGUUUUAUUCAAGCAUAUGUAAAAAAAAAAAAAAAAAAAAAAUGUGUAGUCAUGAUUUAAAACGUGAGUUUUAAAGAGGAAGUUAUUUGUACAUACCAGCUGAUGAUGUUAAUUAUCAAAUUUACAUGUGGCAUCAAGGAUGCAUGGAAAUGUUUGACACUUGUGAAUGGUUACAUGCUAUGCACCAGUAAUCACAGAAUCAGGUGUACCGUCAUCUUCACAAGGCAGGCGUGCGAACCGGAUGCUUAGCUUGGGAAGAUGGCGUACUUUACACACUGUGUAGAUUUUACCUGACAGGUAAACAAAGUAUACACAUUCUUUAUACUUUUCUAUCUCCUGUCCUCAUCCGGGUGAUCUAAUGAUCGUAUGAGUAUGAUUUUUGUAUGUCCAUAACGUGAAAUAUUUUAGAAAUAUCAGUUAUGAAUGAAACAGUGGUAGUCUAGGAAGCCAACAUGCACACCUGUAACUUUCAUUUUAGUGACUGCUCAAUAUAUAUCACGUAGCUGUAGCUUGCUUGGCUAAUAUAUUUAUAAACACCCAAUCAGCAUUAAACCAAGGUCAAAUGUCAAUGGAGCUUCCUUUUUUACCCUUUAGUAUUCACUGAUGGUCACUUAUAUUUAUUAAUUUUUGUGGUGAAAUUUUAAUUUGAAUUUAUAUGUCGCGUGGUAAGCAAACGGACACCUAGGGACCCCUCUUGUCUACCUGUGUGUUGGUCCACUCCGUAACGUCCUCGGGUACCCCCCCCCCCCCCCCCCCCCCGGGGUAGCUUUAUCUACUGAACGUGUACAAAGUGUAUUAAGCGUAUUUAAAAGGUAGCACAUGCAUAAUGAAGCGUUUGGCGCAAUCAUAAAUUAACGAUGUUAGAUUUGCGCGAUGUAUGGGUUAAUAUAUUUUUUAUUUUUAUGUAAAUCAUUACACUGUAUAUUCUACUACGUCAAAAGGCGCUAAAUUAGUACUAAAGUAGUGUACACGGUUUGUAGGUCUUUGAUGCAACUUUCGGUAACACGUUUUACGUGAAACACUAGCAAUCACACGACUAGCAACUAAAUAUAUAUUCUGGAAGUUUUGUUUUACAAUACUGAUUUGAUCAAGCUUGUAAAGUACCGUAUAUAUAUUGCUAUCUCAUGAUUUGUAGUUUUAAAUUAUUGAUAUUCUGGUUAUUUUCGUUUUGUACUUUUGUUUUCACCUUCUCAAUCCCACGUGUACAUUCAUUGACAGCCAUUGCUUUGUGUCAAUGUUAUUGAUCAUGUUUAACAAAAGAAAACCUUUAUAAUAAAAUAUGUACUCUCUA
Molecule: messenger RNA, 4356 nt
Organism: Ostrea edulis (European flat oyster)
Lineage: Eukaryota; Metazoa; Mollusca; Bivalvia; Ostreida; Ostreidae
Product: ras-related protein Rap-2c-like
Exons: 2
Coding region: 260-805 (181 amino acids)
Biological process (GO): negative regulation of cell migration; Rap protein signal transduction
Cellular component (GO): plasma membrane
Molecular function (GO): GDP binding; GTPase activity; GTP binding
Source: RefSeq, a predicted model, not a curated record